CCAAAAGCAAAAUCGCUUUUUUGUUCUCCCUUCGUUGUAUAGGAGUUGAGGUGCAGAGAUCCCCGGAGGCAAGAGCAAUGGCGGAUCAGCCGAAGAAGCGAUGUCUCUACGACGUGCUCGCUGUGAGUCGCGAUUGCUCGCCGGAGGAGAUUCGUUCCGCUUACAAGCGCCUCGCCCUCCAGCUUCACCCCGACAAACUCACCCAAUCCGGCGCCACUAACGCCGCCGGAGAAGCUACCGCCGCCUUCCAAGAGCUAUUGCACGCUUAUGAGGUCCUCUCCGAUCCCAAGGAGCGCGCUUGGUACGAUUCUCACCGCUCCCAGAUUCUAUUCUCCGAUCCUUCUUCCGCCUCCAAAUCGCGCUCCUCGUUCUUUGAUCUCGAUCUCUUCUCUUUCUUCUCUAAGUCGGUCUACUCCGGAUAUACGGAUUCUGGUAAGGGUUUCUUCAAGGUUUACGGCGACGUGUUCGGUAAAAUCUACUCGCAGGAGCUCAAUUUUGUCCAGAAAUUAGGGUUGCAAUCUGAUGCAGUCGCUCCUGCGCCGCUUAUUGGGAAUCUUGACAGCCCGUACUCUCAAGUGACGGCCUUUUACUCUUACUGGUUGGGCUAUUCGACUGUUAUGGAUUUCGCUUGGAUGGAUGAGUAUGAUUCUUUUGCCGGACCUAAUCGGAAGGCGAGGAGACUCAUGGAAGAGGAAAACAAGAAGGUGAGGAAGAGGGCCAAGAGGGAGCAUAACGAAACAGUGAGGGGAUUGGCUGCCUUUGUGAAGAAGAGAGAUAAGAGGGUUCUGGAUAUGCAGAUGAAGAAGAAUGAAGAGGAGGAGAAACGGCGGACAGAAGAGAAGGAGAGGAAGAAAGAAGAGGAGAGGAAGAAGAAGGAGAGAAUGAUGCUGUACCAGGAGCCCGAGUGGGCAAAGAAUGAUCAGGAAGAGAGCAAGAUGAUAUGGGAUGACGAUGAGGAUUAUAAGAGGAAGAAGAAAGGGAAGGGUGAGGUAGAAAUGUACUGUGUUGUUUGUAAUAAGAAGUUCAAGUCUGAGAAGCAAUGGAAGAAUCAUGAGCAGUCUAAGAAGCACCGGGAUAAGGUUGCAGAUCUGCGGAGUACAUUUGAUGAUGAAGACGAGGCAUUGAAGGAUGCUGGUGAGGAAGGAUUAUGUGUGAGUUUUGACUUUGAGCCUCUGGCUGAGGAAGAUGAGAGUUCUGAAGGUGAUAAAGAUAAACUUUCUGAGGCAUUUAAAGAUGAUUUAACCUUGCAGGUAGAAGGAGAUGAUAAUGGAAUAGGGAAUGGUAAUGAAAAUCAUGAUCUGAAAAGCCAUGGGAAUCCUAUGAAUCAUAGAGUAAAGAGAGGGACUGGUACAGAGGAUGUGGUUGGGGAUACUGAUGGAGAGAUAAGUAGAUCACAGAGGGAUGACAGUGAAGUUCAUGAGAGUAAUAAUGGCUGCUUGGAGGAAUUUUCUUCUUCAAUUGAGGAGGUUUCAAAAAUUUCUAGAGGAGAUCAAGUUACUGGUAAGACUAUGAAGUGUAAAAAGCAACAAGUAGAUGGGAAGGGGUCCGUGAGGAAGGAAGCCAUUCAAGCAAAGAGCACAUCAAAAGGGAAGAAGCAGAAGGCUGCAGCAAAGCCACCCAGUACUUCAUGUGAAACAUGUGGGGAGAGUUUUGAUUCCAGGAAUAAAUUGUUUUCUCAUUUGAGUAAGACUGGUCAUGCAAUGCUUAAAUCAUGCUUCAAAUUUCAGAUCAUGUCAGCAGAGCAUUCAUUCUUCAAGAACUAUGGUGGAAGAAGGGAGGAGAAAAAAUGGAGGGGGUCCCACAUAUCACUCCUCUUUUUUAUUUUUUUUUUAUUUAAAAAAAAAAUUGAGGGCUAAAACAUAAAUAUGAUGAAUUAGAGGGUUGAUUUGAGGAUGACCGCAGUACUUUUCAAGAGUUUUAAAGACUUAAUUGGCAUCCACCAGGCACUCCAUUUUCUUAAAUAUUUGUUUGGGAUAAUUACAUACAGAGCACCCGGAACAUUGAUAUUUACAAAUCAAGCACGAGGUGAUUUUUUUGAACUACGAACCAAUACAUUUAUGAAUACCACGAACAUAAAUUUUGAUAUUUGAGCGAAAAUUUGAAAAAAAUGAAUGAAAGAUGAUGCCUAAUUUGUAAAUAACAAUGUUCCCCGUGUUAUGCAUGUAAAUUCCCCGAGCUUCGAAGCUCAUUUUUGUCCAAUUUUAUAUGAUUUUUUUUCGUGAUUAUUGUGACAUUAUUUUAGGGAAGAGGAACACUUAUUUGCUACUUGCAAUAAUGCAAUUCUGA
Phalaenopsis equestris is the source of this 2286-nucleotide messenger RNA. Its product is annotated as DNAJ protein JJJ1 homolog. Lineage: Eukaryota; Viridiplantae; Streptophyta; Magnoliopsida; Asparagales; Orchidaceae. The record is from RefSeq and is a predicted model, not a curated record. The coding region runs from base 78 to 1856 and encodes 592 amino acids. Gene Ontology annotation, molecular function: zinc ion binding; nucleic acid binding. The transcript has 4 exons.